AUGACAGUGUUUGAAAAAAGCAGAAUAAAUGCUUUAUUACCAUUAUGGAAUUAUAAAAUAAAAAGUAAUUGUUAUAAUUAUAUAGAAAGAAAAGUCAUUUUCCCUUCAUUUUCGAAGGCAUGGCAGUUUAUGAAUGAUAUACGCGAGCAAAAUGAAAAGAUGAAUCAUCAUUGUAAAUACGUAAACAAUUAUACGAAAGUGAAGAUAAAAAUAUAUACACACACAACAAAGGAUGUAACAGAUAAAGAUGUACAACUUGCUAUUAUUAUUGAUAGCACAUUAAAGCAGUAUGACCAUAAAAUAAUGAAAAAAUAA
Molecule: messenger RNA, 315 nt
Organism: Plasmodium malariae
Lineage: Eukaryota; Apicomplexa; Aconoidasida; Haemosporida; Plasmodiidae
Gene: PCD
Product: pterin-4a-carbinolamine dehydratase, putative
Exons: 2
Coding region: 1-315 (104 amino acids)
Biological process (GO): tetrahydrobiopterin biosynthetic process
Molecular function (GO): 4-alpha-hydroxytetrahydrobiopterin dehydratase activity
Source: RefSeq, a predicted model, not a curated record